Messenger RNA from Auxenochlorella protothecoides, 780 nucleotides. RefSeq lists its product as hypothetical. Bases 1 to 780 code for a protein of 259 amino acids. The record is from RefSeq and is a predicted model, not a curated record. The transcript is spliced from 7 exons. NCBI's taxonomy places the organism in Eukaryota, Viridiplantae, Chlorophyta, Trebouxiophyceae, Chlorellales, Chlorellaceae.
AUGGAAAACUUGCAGCUUCCGGUCUCGCAGCACUUCACAAACGCCCGCCUGGAGCAGGCAUACCGGCAGUACAUCGGCACCAUCCAGCUCGGCAACGAUGUGGCGAUGACGCGACUUAUGAUGGCUUAUCACGCCGUGGCAACCUACAAGACGCUGAAGGAGGCUCAUGAAAUGGACUGGAUGACGAUGUUGAUGAUCUGCAACUUUGCUGUGCUGGGAGCUACCCUGCUGCUGCCCUCAGUCUGGCCGGGGGUGUGGCGGCGGUGGAGGAACGUCAUCAUGCCGCCCCUCCUCGUUUCGCACACGGUCGCCCUGCACAUCUUCCUGGGCACAGAUGUGUUGGCGGUGCAGGCGCUGGUGCUCCAGAGGAGCCUCACCAGCAGGCUCAUCCCGGCUCAGGCCAUCGGGUACAUGGUGUUGGCCUCGUACAACUGGCACCAGGGCCAUGUGGAGACGCUGGCGCUCUACACGCUGCACACUGUGCUGGGUUUGAUCUUACCCUGCAUCAUCGUCUGGCAAGCAGAGUACAAGGCUCGGUACUCCUUCCUGCGAGAGGCUGCCAAAGCGCGGCCGAUCAGGCUGCCACCCCUCACACUCCUGGCACGGUUGAGCUGCCUGUGGCUGCUCCCUGUCUUCAUGCUCGAGGGCCUCACAGGACCCAUGUUCAUCUGUCGUUCCAUGCUGAAGACGGGGUACUCAUGGUGGGCCAUCUAUUCGCUCAUGCUGGCCUGGUCUGGAGCAGUCGUCUUGUAUAACUCCUACUUCUACAUCCUGGCCUGA